AUGGACACCACCAAGCACGAUUACUCUCCUGUAGCCUCAUCAGACAUAGAAGAGUCCCGCACUUCUCAUGAACAGCUGCGGGUCCCUCAUACACAGAAGGGACGAUCCAUCUACUGGCAUUAUACUGUCUAUUCCCUAUUAUUACUGUCAAACAUUGUCCUCUUCGGCCUCUGGUGGCGGGCUACUCUAUUGAGCAAGGUCGCAAUUGUAUCUCAAACAGAACUGACCCAUCUCACAGCCCCCGCAAAACAUGUUAUAUCCUACGAACACAGACGUCUCAAACGAGACAUCGAAAACAAUGUCUUCACCGGCGACCCUCGACCCGAAUUCGACGCAGCCUGGAAACAUCUGCUAGAACCCAUGACGAUCAAAAUCACCCCAGAAGAACUCUCCCACCUCCCAGACCCGAGCAUCGCCUUCAAAAAUGAGACCGGCUACAUCGCCGAAUUAGCCGUGUACCACGAACUCCACUGCAUCAAACGCAUCCGUCGCCAUUUCCACCUUGACAGGUACUACCCCAAUAUGACAGAAGAUGACCGUAUUCGCGAGGAGGCUCACAUCGAUCACUGUCUUGAGUACUGGCGUGAAGCAGCCAUGUGUCGGGGCGACACCACCCUCGCGACUUUCCGCUGGGUAGACGGGUUACCGUAUUCGCGGGUGUAUAGCGAUCAUGAGUGCGUGAAUUGGGAGGCGCUGGAUCAGUGGGCCAGAUCGAGGAUGGUGGAUAUGAGGGAUUAUGGAAUGUUGGCGCAGUAG
Aspergillus oryzae RIB40 is the source of this 756-nucleotide messenger RNA. RefSeq names its product oxidase ustYa family protein. The coding region runs from base 1 to 756 and encodes 251 amino acids. Gene Ontology annotation, biological process: mycotoxin biosynthetic process. The record is from RefSeq and is a predicted model, not a curated record. The transcript has 4 exons. NCBI's taxonomy places the organism in Eukaryota, Fungi, Ascomycota, Eurotiomycetes, Eurotiales, Aspergillaceae.